GAGUGAAUGUUGAGAGCGUCGAGAUGGAGCCCAACUCACUCACGUGGCUCGGCUCACCUUGCGGUUUUCACGGACCUUACAUUUUCUACAAGGCUUUUAGGUUUGACAUUGAAGCCAAUCCUCGGAUCCUGUCUCUGGGAGACUUUUUCCUAGUGAGGUGUAGACCCGGGGAACCGCUCUGCAUAGCGGAGCUACAGCUGUUAUGGGAAGAAAGAAGCAGAAAACAACUUUUAUCCAGCUCCAAACUUUAUUUUCUCCCCGAAGACACCCCUCAGGGACGGACUGUCAGUCACGGAGAGGAUGAGGUGCUGGCUGUGUCUGAGAAGGUGGUGGUGAAGUUACAGGACCUGGUCAGAUGGACUGUAUGGGACUCUUCAGGCUGGAGCAGGGGCCUGAAGGCUGCACCUCUAAAGCCCAGUGAGGUGCUCCAAGAGCUGGAGAAGAAUGGACAGAGAGACACCCCCGUCCUCCACCGGUACAGAGAGUCAACACUCAACAGCGGCCUCAACUUCAAAUACGUUUUAAAGGAAAAGACUCAACUAGAUGAUGAUGUGGACCAGAAGCGUGUGUCGGUGCUGUCUUACCCCCAGUAUUGUCGCUACCGUUCCCUAUUGGCCCGGCUGAAAGAAAGACCCGCCUCCCUCCUCGCCUCACAGGUGGUUCUGGCCCUGGGGGGCGUGACCUCACUCACAGACCACACCCACAUCCUGUACUGCAGGGACACCUUUGAACACCCCACCCUCAUCGACAACGACAAUGUCUGUGAUGAGUUCGCUCCCAACCUGAAGGGCCGGCCUCGGAAAAAUAAGCUGUCCUUCUCGCAACGCUGCGACUCCCAGAAUACACCAGCAGGCAAGGAGACGUGCAACACAGAGGGCAAGACCCCUGCCAAGGUGAAGCCUGAGUCCAAGGCAGUGCUGUCCAGGUGGCCUAAAGGAAUCAGUAGAGGCAGCAGCUGCUGUAAGAGGGUCUCCCCUAAAGGAAGAACAGGGGGAGGAGGUGAGGAGUGUCCUCCUGAUGAACAGGCCUUCCUAGUAGCUCUGUAUAAAUACAUGAAGGAGAGGAGGACGCCCAUAGAGAGGAUCCCCUACCUGGGCUUCAAACAGAUAAACCUUUGGAACAUGUUUCAAGCAGCAGAGACCCUUGGAGGAUAUGAGCUGAUCACAUCGCGCCGACAGUGGAAACAUGUUUAUGACGAGUUAGGAGGAAACCCAGGAAGCACCAGCGCUGCAACCUGCACCAGACGACACUAUGAAAGGCUUAUCCUGCCCUAUGAGAGGUUCACUAAAGGAGAGGAAGAUAAGCCCCUCCCCCUAUCCAAACCCCGUAAAGACCUCACCACCCAGCAGGAGGUCCCCAAGACCAAGGUUCCCACGGUGACGCAGUGGCCCAAAGAGGAGCAACACCCACAAAACCCCCAACCCCCCAGGACUGAACAGGACCCCUGUGCUAAAGGCCUGGAACUCUCACCAGAGUGUGAGGAGAAGGAAAGUAGUCCGGAGGAGGAGGGAGUCCAGGUGAAGCAGGAGGUGCCCCUGCCGGCUGGUGAGGUGAGCAGGAGCACCAGUGAAGAGGAGGAGGAGGAGCCAGUAGCGGUCUGCAUCAAGGAGAGGGUUCUACACCAAGGAGUUUCCUGGGAGAACAUCAAGAAGCCACCUUCAGACACCACUACACUCCACUUCUUCCCUGUAGACACUCCCACUCCAAUAAACCACUCCCACCCUCAGGACCAAUGGCAAAAGGAGCUGCCUGACUCUGCCAACCCAUGUCCCCAGGCCAGGCUGGACCAGUCUGGGUUGACUGAGGAGCCCCAGGGCCCUAACCCUGGCAUGGUGGGCAUAGUGGGGGUGGUGCUCCCCAUUCGGCAGAGGUCCCUACAGUCCCCCAGGGCUCCAGAGGACACCACAGACAGAGCACAGCUCCCUGGACAGGACCACUCCUGUUACAGAUACUCUACUAUACUCUACCCAGGCAGAGCCCAUCCUGGACCUGGCAUCAACCAUCCAGGCACCAACCAUCCAGGCACCAACCCUGGCAUCAACCAUCCAGGCACCAACCAUCCAGGCACCAACCCUGGCAUCAACCAUCCAGGCACCAACCAUCCAGGCACCAACCCUGGCAUCAACCAUCCAGGCACCAACCCUGGCAUCAACCAUCCAGGCACCAACCCUGGCAUCAACCAUCCAGGCACCAACCCUGGCAUCAACCAUCCAGGCACCAACCCUGGCAUCAACCAUCCAGGCACCAACUCUGGCACCAACCAUCCAGGCACCAACCCUGGCACCAACCAUCGAGGCACCAACCAUCGAGGCACCAACCAUCGAGGCAUCAACCAUCCAGGCACCAACUCUGGCACCAACCAUCCAGGCACCAACCCUGGCACCAACCAUACAGGCACCAACCAUCCAGGCACCAACCAUCCAGGCACCAACCCUGGCACCAACUCUGGCACCAACCACCCAGGCACCAUGUCUGAUCUAGCCAAGAAGAAGCUGCUCUCUCAGGUCAAUGGGACCGCCCCUGGGCCAUCUCUGCCCAAUCACUACGCCAUUGGCCCACCCCCACCCCUCAUCAACACAAGCCUGGCUAUUGGCAACGCAGAGGAGUCGGCCUGUCAGCCAAUAGCAGGCUGUCAGGGUUCCUGCAGCACAGACACAGCUGUGGUCAAACGUCCGUCUGUCAUCCAGCAUGCCCAGAGCUUCAAGCCGCUGUUCUGCGAGACAGGGGAAAGGAGGGAGAGGGAGGGCCUGAACAGGAACAUGUAUAAACCAGGGGAACCCUACUCUCCCUGUGACCUGACCCAGCACCAUCCCCUAUCCCAUCCACCCCCCCAGACUAGACACCAUCCCCAGCCCCACCCUAACUCUCCCUGUGACCUGACCCAGCCCCACCCUAACUCUCCCUAUGACCUGACCCAUCCCCACCCUAACUCUACCUAUGACCUGACCCAGCCCCACCCUAACUCUACCGAUGACCUGACCCAGCCCCACCCUAACUCUACCUAUGACCUGACCCAGCCCCACCCUAACUCUACCUAUGACCUGACCCAGCCCCACCCUAACCCUCUCUGUGACCUGACCCAGCCCCACCCUAACUCUCCCUGUGACCUGACCCAGCCCCACCCUAACUCUCCCUAUGACCUGACCCAGCCCCACCCUAACUCUACCUAUGACCUUUACCUACGGAGUCCUGAGACGCCCCAACCUGGCCACAUUACCAGAUUCCUGCCUGACUUCUCCCCCCCCCUCCACCCCCAGAACCUCCACAGUUUGUACAACCAUACAGAGACACACGUCAGCCAGUUCAUCAGCAGCAGGGAGAGGGAGACACCCUUACCCAGGGACUGUGAGGCUGCGCCUGGCCCGGGAGGGCCACAGUUCCCCUCCUCUAAACACCCCGACACGGUGAGUCUGGGGGGCUACUGUGCCCGUAUAAACCUCCUGACCCCCAACCUGACCCCUCACACACUAAGAGACAUGACUUCUCUCGUACAGACAAGCUCAGAAGACCAACCCACAGACUUAAGUCUUCCCAAGUCCUCUCCUCAGAAACCUACCCUCUCCACUGCCACCCCCUCCCUUCACAACAACCCCCACCCCCUCAUGCCCCUCCAGGAUACUGGGAGGUUCUGUAGAGUCCCCCCCAUGACCAUGUCCUCCAGCCCCAGACAGCCUGCAGACCCCCAGCCUAACCCCAGGGGGAAGACCCUGAAUGGCCAGAGAGGAGGAUGGGAGGACCAGGGGCUGGGACACAAGAUAGAGGAGCUAAACAGACCCAUCCUAGGCACCAAGAAUACGUCCAGACCCCAGAACAACGUGUGCACGGCGCGCCCACUGAAGAGGAGUCUGGAGGAGCGGGAGAACGGGCCCCCAGAGAGGAAGAUCAGAGCUGUCACUCCCAUGCACUCCUCCUCUUCCUCCUCCUCCUGUACAAUCAGGGACAGAGACAGGGAGGGCCACUCGGAGUGGAAGGUCUGGACCCCAGCGCUGGAGGGGGUGGUACCAGCCGACCCCCAGCCAGCCCCGGCCCACAGCCUCCACCUACACAUCACCUCCUUCGUGGAAGGACACAAGUUCCCCUUCCACUCCUCCCCCCUGUUCCCCGGGGGCCUCUACCCAGAGGCCUUCAUCUCUCAGAUCCAGGAUAUGUGUGAGGGCCUGGGCCCCCACAGGCCCCUGGGGUACCACCCCCUACAGUACCUGAAGAACCAGGCCGGCCUCUCUCCUCUGGUCCCGCCCUUCGCUUUCCACUCCUUCAUGAUGCAAAGACAGGCGCACAGCCCCGCCCACAUGUACCGGCACCCUAUGGGAGCCUCGUAUGGGGAACUGUUGCAUCAUGGUCUACACCCCAUGUCUUCCAUGUCUGCCCUCAACACACAGCAACACCCAGACAUCAGCCCCUCACAGCUCUCCUCUGUCCACCCCAACACCAAACGAUCCUAACCCUAACCCUCCCUUCAGAGCCUCACAGCUCUCCUCUGUCCACCCCAACACCAAACUAUCAUAACCCUAACCCUCCCUUCAGAGCCUCACAGCUCUCCUCUGUCCACCCCAACACCAAACUGUCAGAACCCUAACCCUCCCUUCAGAGCCUCACAGCUCUCCUCUGUCCACCCCAACACCAAACUAUCCUAACCCUAACCCUCCCUUCAGAGCCUCACAGCUCUCCUCUGUCCACCCCAACACCAAACUAUCCUAACCCUAACCCUCCCUUCAGAGCCUCACAGCUCUCCUCUGUCCACCCCAACACCAAACUA
This is a messenger RNA of Oncorhynchus mykiss (rainbow trout), 4756 nucleotides long. The record is from RefSeq and is a predicted model, not a curated record. NCBI's taxonomy places the organism in Eukaryota, Metazoa, Chordata, Actinopteri, Salmoniformes, Salmonidae.